Protopolystoma xenopodis is the source of this 219-nucleotide messenger RNA. Lineage: Eukaryota; Metazoa; Platyhelminthes; Monogenea; Polystomatidea; Polystomatidae. The record is from the annotation of a GenBank genome assembly.
UCGGGCCUAGUUUUGCUAUUUGCUCGCCCUUCGAGUAACACAGUCGGACACACCGACUAUGUUACUAUACACACUGGAGCUCUAUUCACAUGGAUGACCAUCGAGGCUGCAUGGAAGCGAAAAUUGAUGCUGCUGGUCAAUCUCAUCCAAAGGUCCAAUUGCACCGCACCCCUCUACCGCAUCUUCAUCUUAUCGGCUGAUCACUCCGAUAUGUCGUAA